This is a messenger RNA of Gambusia affinis (western mosquitofish), 5509 nucleotides long. RefSeq names its product SMU1 DNA replication regulator and spliceosomal factor b (gene smu1b). The coding region runs from base 358 to 2040 and encodes 560 amino acids. Lineage: Eukaryota; Metazoa; Chordata; Actinopteri; Cyprinodontiformes; Poeciliidae. Gene Ontology annotation, cellular component: precatalytic spliceosome. Gene Ontology annotation, biological process: mRNA splicing, via spliceosome. The transcript has 12 exons. The record is from RefSeq and is a predicted model, not a curated record. Gene Ontology annotation, molecular function: protein binding.
AAACAAAAAAAAAAAAACACGCAACCUCUCUGAGAGCAUUAUCUUCCAUUAAGGACAGGUGCAUCCAGCUCUGCAUGGUGACGUACAGGACAGGGAUGGGGGUUUUCCAUUAGAGCGAUUAGAGCUGGAAUAAUAAUGUUCCUGCUGCCGCACGCUUUAAGCCACGAGGAUGAGGUGCUGAUGCUGCUGUUGUUGCUGGGACUGCAGCAGCCGCAUCCCGCUUCUCCCCGCACUCAACGUGCUCGAAAACAUCUGUAGAAAAUCUCUUUGCGUCACAGUGAGGGAGGCGCAACUCUGACACUCCUGUGUGCGUGCCGGGGGCAGUCCCACGUUUGGGGCCGCCGCUCCCCUCCCGUGAUGAGCAUGCACGAAAAGCAAGAGACGGCACGUGCGGUGGGUGGUCUCCGACCCGCCGUCUUCACGUGGCUCCAGCGAGAGGCGCUCCGAGCCAAGCCUCCACAGCGUCAGUCCGUUGCGGCAGCGGCAGGAGACAACAUCCCAAACAUGGCUGUGGAGCUGGAGCCCACUGAUGUGAUCCGUCUCAUCAUGCAGUACCUCAAGGAGAAUAACCUCUACCGCACGCUGAUGACCUUACAGGAAGAAACCACAGUUUCUCUCAACACCGUGCAAAGCAUCGAGAGCUUUAUAGAGGAUAUAAACAGGGGCCACUGGGACUCUGUUCUGCUGGCCAUUGAGUCUCUCAAGUUGCCUGACAACACACUGAUUGACCUCUAUGAACAGGUUGUAAUGGAGCUCAUUGAAAUGAGGGAGGUGGGUGCAGCCCGUUCGCUCCUCAGACAAACUGACCCGAUGAUCCUGCUGAAUCAGACCGAGCCAGAGAGGUACGCCCAUCUGGAGAAACUGCUGACGUGUCCUUACUUUGACCCUCGAGAGGCGUACCCAAAGGGCAGCAGUAAGGAGAAGCAGCGCAGAGCCAUAGCUGAGGCUUUAGCAAGAGAGGUCAGUGUGGUGCCUCCUUCUCGCCUCAUUGGACUCCUGGAACAAGUCAGCUAUAUAAAGCGACAGAUAAAUCCAGGUUAUCUUUCCCCUGAAAUGACAAUCGACACAUCGACAAACAAGGAGCAGAAAGUGGAAAAAGAAAGCUUUCCAUCUCAGCUGUACCGCCACAUAAAGUUUGGACGACGUUCACACGUGGAAUGCGCCCGGUUCUCUCCUAACGGCAGGUAUUUGAUCACCGGAUCAGUGGAUGGGUUUAUCGUGUUCUGGAACUUCAACAGUGGAAAAAUUUGUAAGGAUCUCAAGUAUCAGGCCCAAGAAAGCUUCAUGACGAUGGACGAUGCUGUGCUGUGUAUGUGCUUCAGUCAAGACGUAGAUCUACUCGCCACAGGAGCUCAGAAUGGCAAAAUUAAGGUGUGGAAGAUCCAGAGUGGCCUGUGUGUGCGAAGGUUCGAGCAUGCUCACAACAAAGGUGUGACUUGUCUGAGCUUUUCAAAGGACAGCGACCACAUCCUCAGUGCCUCAUUGGACCAAACCAUAAGAAUCCAUGAGCUGAGGUCAGGCAAGACGCUGAGGGAGUUAAAAGGACAUUCAUCGUUUGUAAACGAUGCGUGCUUCGCUCAGGAUGGUUUCCACAUCAUCAGCGCCGCAGCCGAUGGCACAGUUAAGAUUUGGAACACAAAAUCCUGCGAAUGCAUUCACACGCUCAAAUCCCAGUCAGUGACAUCAGAAGUCCCAGUCAACAAUGUGAUUCCUCUUCCCCAAAGGCCUGAGGAGUUUGUGGUGUGUAACCACUCCAGCACCGUGGUCAUCAUGAACAUGCGCGGCCAGACAGUGAAGACUUUCUGUUCAGAGCAGCCAGAGACAGCAGGCUUUGUGUGCUGCACCGUGUCACCCCACGGGGAGUGGAUCUACUGUGUGGGGGAGGACAGUGUGCUGUACUGCUUUAACUACACGACAGGGAGGCUGGAGAAAACGCUGACUGUUCAUGACAAAGAUGUCAUUGGCAUCGCUCACCACCCACAUGAGAACCUGAUUGCCACGUACAGCGAGGAUGGCCUGUUGAGGCUGUGGAAACCCUAAGCUGUCACCUGCAUCCUGCUGUGGGGGAGCUAGGCAGUUGUUUGCAAAGUUCAAAAGCAUUCAGAUCAACUCAAAGGGAUAGUUCAGAAUUUUUCAUGUGAAUUUCUUUAACAAUCCUGCACCGAUAUCUCAUCUGCAGUACGACAACUUCAUCUUCAUUUAUUAUAAGUCUAGAUUCGUCCUAAAGGAUGAAGCUGACGGUGAUUAUGAGUGAAACCAAAGUGGACUUUGUCUUUUUUCCCCAAUGUAUUGUGUUCACUGAAUGCUCAUUUGACCUUCAAAAUCAGAAGAUAGAAAAUAGAAUUAGAAAAGCAAUGCUUGAGUACAAGCAGAAGAUCUCACUUUAACACAAGCUGCAGGUGUGUCUGGUGCACAUUUAGUUAAAACACACUCUUUCUUCAUUUAGUGAAGUUACUCGUAGUGGGUAGUGUAGCGAGAAAUGUUACUCAAGUAAGUGUAGCGAUGCUUCAUGAUAAUAUCACUCAAGUAAAAGUAAAAAAGACAGAGUAGUAAAAUUAUUCCAAUAACAGUUCUUCCCCCCCAAAACGUUACUCAUAUAAUCGUAUCUUGGUAGAUGUAACUAGCUACUGUCCAUCUCUGCUUUUAAGAAAGCCUCACUUCAAAAAUCCUGAACUAUCCUACUAAGAGUAAUAUGGUGUUUAUUUUAAACUUUUUUAUAUUGAUACAAGUCUCAUUAAAGUGAAUUUUACAUUUUUAAAGCAAGAAGUUCAAGAAUUAAAGAAUCAACAAUGUGUUUCUUAUUUGCCUUAAUAUUUAAGGUUAAGCUAAGUCUUUAACUGUUUUUAGUUAUGAAUAUUUUUUACAAAUAUAUAUAUAUAAACUUACCAUCUGACAGCUGUGUGAACUUUGUCAACUCUGCCUAGGACCUCCAUGAUGCUCUUUGUGAGUCCAACUUCACUAGUGCCACUUGAAUCCAACACUCUCAUCUCUUCUGUCUCUAACAGACAUGAAAAUGCACGGUGGUGAACUGUUGUGAGAUUAUUUACAAUAGAGACUGCCUAAUGUUUGGGCAUGAAUAAUAUCAGGUAUUUGUUGCUUUCCUGGCUUUGGUUUGUAAAGAUGCCUCCCUUCCCUCCCUAAUUUGCUCUGUGAAUUAUCUGCAUGCUACCUCAGUUCACCGCCUUGCAGGGGAUCUAGAAUGAUUCAGAUAUGCAUGCUUAAAAACGGCACAACUCACCAGACGUCCAGUCUGUGUUCUGUCUGCAACUGCAGCAUCAUUUUGUCGUACUUUCCUGUGCAUGCGUACACGUACAUGCCCGCAGGUGAAAGACUGUCCACUAUUUAUUACGUGGGAUAUUAUUUGUUACUGUAGUGUGAAGUCAUUGCACUCUAUUUUUUUGUAUAUUUGCUAUAUUGUGAAUUUCACGCAGUCUGCCACAGGGAGACAAAAGAAGUGCAAAUAAAUUCACACAUUCAAAAUUGCUGCAUUUAAGGUCCAUUUGUAAACUCAAAUUAGUGUCAAGUUUGUUCUGUAAUUAAAGUUCAGUUGCUUUUUUCAAUAGAAUGGGCAGAAUUUGGAAAAGAGCACAAAUCCACAAAUGGGAUCAAAUAACUGAUUGAGUUUGUGUGAGUAAUAUGGGGUGCUAAAAUACAGUUAAUUAAAAUAACUUGUGAUAUAAUCACAUUAUUUACUUCACCACACGUUACGAUUUACAAAAUGGUUGCACAGACACAACAGUGAAUCCCACUGGCUACGGUUUAAAACAUUUUAGUUGACAGGCUAUUAUUGAUACCAACAGCUUGCCAUACAGGAGAAUCAGAGUUGAGUCAGAAUACACAUUGAGCGAGCGAACGUGAGAUUUAACACAGCCUUAAAAACACACACACCAUAAAUAGUUGAGUCACAACGAUGCGCUCACAUUAAUCGCCCUGUGUUCCCAGGUGGGGGCGCAAAUAUUACACCAUAGAAGGGCAACAGUGGGAAACGUGAGGGUGUAAAAACACACAGACCCCCUGCUGUCAGAGGAACAAGCCAACAAGGCCACUUCUUUAGGCAUCCAUGUCAGCAGGGGGAGCCAACGCACACUUGAAGCUUCACACAGAAUAUACUUCUUAUUGAAUUACCUUGGAUUUAAAUUAAAAUUGCCAAUAGUUCCUAAAUGCUUAUUUCUGCCAAAAACCUUUGUGUAUUUUUGGGUAACAUUUGUUAGUGAGAAUAAGAAGUGGGCUGGUUCCCAGCAUCAAGCUGCCAAAACCUUUCUUCAAAUCCAUAAAAGUUCCCCGUCAUUCAUUUUCUAGUUUGUCCUUUAAAUGAGAUAGCUGUAAGGAGUGUAGACCAACAGUGCACUUCCCUUCCCCCACCUGUUGCUAGAUGAAAGGAGCCCAUCACACUUUUCCUCAACAAGGAAGAUUUCUUGAUGGUAAGAGUGUGUUGUGGAAGCCAGAGGAGCAGAAUCCAUCACUCUUGUCCAAGAUAACUCGUGUGAUAAUGAAUGUACAGUAAUAUUUUAGUAACAGAUUGUAGCUUUUAUCUUAAGUAAAAUUAAUUUGAUGUUAUACAUUUUAAUGUUUAUGUUAAUAUUAUGAUUCUUUGAAACUCAAAGUUGCACAUUGAAAAUCUCACACCAGCUUGUGACCAUUGUGAACUUUUGCCCAGCACUACAGCGUGACUAAAGUUUCCCAGAUAUCAUCGCAGAUCAGUUUAGUAAGACCCCAAAAUGAUAUUUAUUAACAAAACAUGAUCACAAACAUUCUUGGUCUAAACAUCGAUUAAGUUAAAUUAAAACUUUUACCUUCUCAGACUUUCAGAAACAAACCUGCUGUCAGAAGCAGAUCUCUUCUAGGUGCCCGAACGCAACGGUCAUACAAUACUCAGGGAAAAGAUCGUCACUUAAACUAACACUGCAUAAUCAAGUUACUUCAAGUCGAGUUAUGAUAAGGCGUUGAAACAGACACACACACACACACUUCAAACUCCCCCCAUCUUAAAUCCCUCCCUAACCUCCCAAGAUGUGAUCAGGUUGCACAAGAAUAAGACACAAUUAUUAACUUCGGUACCAACAUCAAAACAUCAAAAUAUGCAAAGUUCUACUUUGACUUUUCAUCUCAAUUCCACGUGAAUGCAAUAUUUUCUUCUGAUUUCAAGACCAUGCAUUUACAGAGAGGAUUCUGGCACUGGUUAAUCUUUCUUUGACAACGUAGGUACAACAGGCACUUUAUACCCCUGGGUAUUAUUAUUAUUUUUUUUUUUACAACUGUUGUAACAAAUACUACCAGCAUAAAACAUAAAUUAACAUUACCAGUUUGUCUUCAAAGUGUCGAGAAAACAGUUGCUGUCAAGGAACUGGAGGGUUUAAAACAUCUGCAAAUUGUUUUCUUUUGUAAAAUAAUUUCACAUAGAAAACAGUCCGACAUCCAACCCAAGACAGUAACUGAGCCCAGCAGAGGUAAAAUACUAAAGUUAAAUAUUAGUUUCAAAUAUCUACAAUUUAGUGGCUUGAACCUAAAA